UUGUGUUAGUCAUAUGCUGUUUGCAUAUUUACUAUUUGUAUUUUCAGGUUUUCCUCACAGAUGGGUCAUCUUACGGAGUAGUGUUUAGUUUGUUGGAUGAUUUGGAAGAAUUUGCAAAACCAAGAGAUAUUCAUAAAGGACACUUUGAGAUGACUAAUCUCCAAAUGAUCAUAUUCUGGAUAAGGUCGAUUUACGAACACACCGUAGUGCUACAUCGCACCGACAAGAAACCGUUGAUUAAUGGCACGAUCGCAUCACCCCCAAUUAGUCUGAUUGGGACGCACAAGGACCUUCUAGAAGGAAGCGAUGCUGAGAAGCAGGCACAGAUUGAAGCCAAAUUCAGAAGGAUAUUUAAGGAAAUCGAAGACACACCGUACGAGAGUCAUGUUGACCGCAAUAUGUAUGCAGUAGCUAACAAUGCAAAAAUGGAUGAAGGGAUUGAACGAUUAAAAACCAAUGUUGGUGGUUACAUGAAGGGAAUGGCAAAAACUAUUCCCAUUAAUUGGGUUGACUUUCAAACUAAGGUACAAGACGCUGGGAAGACAACAAUGCACAUGUCCUUGAAUGAGAUCACUAAGAUUGCUGUUGAUUGUGGUAUUAAUGAAGAUAACGUCAUCCAUGUCCUUAAUUACCUUAAUGAUGUUGGAAUCAUUCUGUAUUCGCCCACUAACAAGAAGUUGGAGAACACAGUGAUUAUUAACAUCCAUAUGCUGAUUGGAAUCUUCAUGAAAGUCAUCACAGUUGUAAAACCUAAUGAUGUUGUCAAGAUUCCAGUGAUGGUAAAGUAUUGGCGUAAAUUGGAUAAAGAAGGGAUUCUUGAGGAACAUCUAGUACGUUAUUUAUGGAAAAAUGAACUUACUGGCAGUCACGAUGACAAUGACGUCUUUGAAGACUGCAUUGAACUCAUGAAGACGUUUGGGCUUCUCUUUGAAAAGAAUGCACCAGAAGUGGAUGCUCGACUUUUUGUCGUGCCUUCUCGGAUGAAGACCAUGCCUAAUAAUAGAUUGGAGAUUAAGAAAGACAAUGAGCAGACAGUAUCCAUCUAUGUGACGCCUAAAGACUUUCUCCCCGAUGCCGUCUACGAUGUCUUGGUCGUUAGAUUUGUAAGCUUGAGUCAGGAUAGGGGUUGCCGUGGUGACCCUAAAUUGUUUCAGAAUAAGGCUGAAAUUAUAUUCGAUGAUAAGCAUUGUGUGAGACUAGGUCGGAUUUUCAUUGACAACAAACAGUCUUUGAAACUUGAAAUAUCACGGAUGAAAGAGCGAGACGAACACUGUGUGGACAAGCCAACGUGCAAGCCGCAUCCCAGCGUAUGUACAGAGGUUUUGAACAUGUUAAAGCAACAUCUAGAUGAGGUAUAUCCGUCUAAGAAAGUUGUUGGCUAUUCUCUGAACAUACUUUGCUUUGUCUGCGUGAACCCAGAGACACCACACUUUCAAGAACUUGAGUACUGCUUAAAGAACGAGUAUACAAAUUGUGAUAAAACAGGAGAACUUAUAGUAAUGCCAACAGCUAAAGUACAGAAUCUAUUUGUGGCAGGUAUGCGAUUUGUUUUCAUUUAUUUUGAAAUUAUUAAAAACAAGUACUGUACAGAAACUGAUGAGAAUGAAAAACAACAAAAUUUCAGGAUAACAUCUUAA
Messenger RNA from Anneissia japonica, 1637 nucleotides. RefSeq lists its product as uncharacterized. The record is from RefSeq and is a predicted model, not a curated record. The transcript is spliced from 8 exons. Lineage: Eukaryota; Metazoa; Echinodermata; Crinoidea; Comatulida; Comatulidae. Bases 150 to 1637 code for a protein of 495 amino acids.